This is a messenger RNA of Peniophora sp. CBMAI 1063, 1614 nucleotides long. The record is from the annotation of a GenBank genome assembly. Lineage: Eukaryota; Fungi; Basidiomycota; Agaricomycetes; Russulales; Peniophoraceae.
AUGAUGCCGAUCUCAGUGUCUGACGCUUCUGUAAUCGCCCUCGUCAUAUCCGGUGUGCUGCUAUGGCAGAGGAAUCGCUUGGCCAAGACACAUCGCGGCCUUCCUCUUCCUCCCGGGCCACCUGGUGUACCGUUGUUCGAUAACCUCUUCGACAUUCCCUCAUCUUAUGAGUGGGUGACCUACCGUGACUGGAGCCUCAGAUAUAGUUCAGACCUCGUCUAUUUCAAGGCCUUCGGUAAACAUACCGUAGUCGUCAACACGGCCCGCGCUGCAAACGACCUGUACGAGAAGCGUUCUGCUAUCUAUUCCGAUCGGCCAGUAAUCACGUCCAUGAAAUACCUCGGACUAGAAUGGGUGACUCUAUUUUUGCCCUAUAAUGAAGAGUGGCGUCAACAUCGCAAGCUAUUCCACGAGGAGUUCAAGCCUCAAGCUUUGGCUGCAUACGAGACGCAUCAGAGGGAAUCUGUUCACGCAUUCAUGCGCACACUUGUAUCAGAUCCGGAUGACUUCAGGGCGGGUGUCAGACACUUGACGGGCAGGAUCAUAAUGCGCAUAGCGUAUGGCAUCGACAUUCAAGACCACGACGACCCUUACGUUCGUAUCGCAGAAGAGACCAUGGAUGCGAUGAACACCGGUGCUACAUUCAAAGGGCUGAUCUUCGAUUUUGUCCCAUUCCUCAAAUACAUGCCCGCCUGGUUCCCUGGAGCCGGAUUCAAGAACUAUGCGGCGAAGAUGUAUCCUUCGGUCAGCCGUGCAUCUCUGGACGUGCCGUGGGAUGCCAUGAUCGAAGCGAAGCGAACAGAACCCGAUGGACACAGACGACCUUCUGCUGCGCGUAAUCUGCUCGAGAAGUACGGCCAGGAUCCCAGCGUUCAUGACCUCCUCAGGGCGGUCCCUGGCACGGCGUAUCUUGGUGCGGCCGAUACGACAGCUUCCUCUUUGACGUCUUUCUUUCUGGCGAUGGUGCUAUACCCCGUCGCUCAGAAGAAAGCUCAGGCGGAGCUUGAUAGUAUUCUCGACGGCGCACCUCCCACUCUCCAGGACCAGAACAGACUACCGUACACGUCUGCAUUAGUCAAGGAGAUCUUCCGCUGGCAUCCGCCACCGUCCUUAAUUCCCCCGCACAGGCUAAUGAAAGACGAUGUUUACGAGGGCAUGUUUCUACCUGAAGGAUGCGCUGUGAUUGCCAAUGCUUGGGCUAUCCUUCGCGACGCCAAGCUCUACCCUCUCCCCGACACUUUCGAUCCUGCGCAUUUCAUCCCGACGGAUCAGGGCGGAACGUACCCAGUGGACGCGUGCAAGGAUGGCGAGCCACUCUUCCCUGAAGCUACGUUCGGCUUCGCACGCCGUCUAUGUCCCGGACGAGCCUUGGCGAAGUCGACCGUAUGGCUUACGGUUGCGAGUGUGCUGUCGACCUUCGACAUCACCCCGGCGAAGGACCCUCAAGGCAAUGAUGUCCCAAUCAUUGAGACGUGGUCGAGCGGCAUUGUCGGCUAUCCUGCAUACAUCAUCACCCGCGUGUCAUCGGAAGACGCAGUUCGCCCUGUUGAACGAUGGCCCUUAAAUCUACGUGCUCCUUAUUUAAUUGUGGUCACUCUGCUGUCCCGUGUCUGA